CAGUUUGCAUCGUACUGACAUAGACAAUGUGUUCGCGUAACCUUUACAAAGUUGAUAGAUAAACAAUAACAGUGUUUUGAAAGUGAAAUUCAAAUAGUUUCAUCAGUGUUGAAUAAUUUCCGAGUAUAAUGAACGACAAAGUUUCAAACAAAGCGAACUUGUAGUACAUAAUAUCGUCAUAUUCGAAUAAAUGAGGAAGAAAAAACGAAAAGGUGAUAUUUCCAAGUUGCACUCCAAACAGUGGAAAUGGCGCACCCUGUACAUGCAGAAAACAAAAAACACAUGCAUCACUGCGACAUCGCAUGCCUGUCAAUAUGUGACGUUUCUACCUGAAUUUAUCAGCGCUUAAUUUUUUUAUACCGCCAAAAUGACCCUAGAAGACAAACCGAUUUUACGACGCCAGAAAAUGCAAUCCAGAGGCAUCUUGGAAAUCGAAGCACAUAGUGGCGCCAGUAUCGCCAAGGUCACCAAGAAUGAGUACACGUUCUCCAGCUCUCCAAGAGCCUUGUACUCUAACAGGAAAAUGGUGACACGAGAAGACGUACCUAUCCCAUAUGCCAAUGUGAUGUUCGAGAAGAGAAUCUUCAGAGGCAGCAACUUCGCUCCGAACAUGUUUUGCCAGGGAGAUGGCGAAUCUGGGGCAGCUCGAGCUGCAGAAGCCAAACGAAGAGCUGCGGCAAGAAAAAAGGCCAAGAGCCAGUUCAGAUCGUCACAGCUACGACUUUCCUCACCUCCAAUAAUCCAAGGAAGGAAGCACGAGCGUGUCCAAACUGAGGUUUAUCUGGAGGAGAUCUUCGUCAAUCCUCCAGUCACAGAUAUGUGCACUCAAACAGACCUCUUCCUGGAAAGACCGGUAUCCCCGUUCUACGUGCCCGCCAAAACAGGAGCAGACGUGGCGACCCAGAUCUACCCUGGAGAUCUAUUCGACUUCGACCUGGAGGUGCAGCCAAUUCUAGAGGUACUUGUCGGCAAAACCAUUGAGCAGGCUUUGAUCGAAGUGCUAGAAGAAGAGGAGCUUGCAGCUCUAAGGGAGCAGCAAAGAAAGUUCCUCGAGCUGCGAGCAGCUGAAACCGCCGAAGCAAUUCGCCUGGAAGAGCGGGAAAAGAGGUUGAAUAGGGAGAAGGAAAGGAGGAUUCAGGAAUGCGAGGCAGGUCUGCAAGCGCAGAAGGACAUGGAAGAAAGAAUCGCAGCAGCUGUGCUCAUGCAAGGUUACAUGGCCAACUUGCUACCCUCUGUUCUGGAGGGGCUGGAAACUGACGGAUUCUUGCUGGACAGUAUAAAGCAGGAUCUUGAUGAAGGCUUCAUGCCUUGGUUGCUGAAAGAAGUUUCGCAUGAGCUGCAGGACGUGGUAAGCAGUCGUGAUAUACUCACUGACAUUGUCAAGGAGAUUCUGGAGAAUCGUGCCGAGAUAUACCAAGCUCUCAACAAGGAGUAUCCAAAGGAGGAGAUUGAAGAGGAAGGACCUAGUGUCGAAGACGACAUUUUGAAUGAACACCUCAAGUUACAGAAGGAAAUAAAGAAGAAGAAUGAGGACGCGGAAAAUGCCUGAAACAAAUCGACCUGAAAUGUUGCUUGUUAGUACUUUGGAACGUAUAUCUGAGAAAUGUACAAGUUUAUAUUGUAUAUAUGAGAACAAUAUAUUAUUCUUUGUUAUU
Molecule: messenger RNA, 1655 nt
Organism: Leptinotarsa decemlineata (Colorado potato beetle)
Lineage: Eukaryota; Metazoa; Arthropoda; Insecta; Coleoptera; Chrysomelidae
Product: radial spoke head protein 3 homolog B
Cellular component (GO): cilium
Source: RefSeq, a predicted model, not a curated record